GGGAAUAUCUGGAAAAGAAAGCAAUGAAAGCCAAUAACUUCAAGACAUUGUGCCGAAGUAGGUUCAUUCCUUUUUUUGACAGAAUAAUUGGACUGGCAGAUCAGGUAGUUGUGGUCAGCUGAUAAUUGACCUUGAUUGGACAAAGACUCUUCCAGACAAGAUAGAGAAUUGUGGGUUAGGCAACAGUAUUAGGUAGAGUUUGUGCUGGUUAAAUGUCUGGAGCUAAAGAGUGGCCUGCGAGGAGCUCAGGAGUCCAUAGAACUAUACUGUUAUCCAUCUGGUCAGUUAAGGAUCCCUUAGAGCUGUAGAAGAGGCCGGUGUCUAGAACAAAGGAUGUAGUGGGUUUGCUCUCAGCAGAUUCUAUAGAGAAUUGUCAGAGCACCACACUAAAGGAAGGAUGUUUAACUAGCCGGAGGAACAUGACCAGGAUUUGGGAGACUAAAGAUCAUGUCACAAAAAGAUUGGUUGAAGGAAUUGGAGUUGUUUAGCUAGGAGAAUAAAACCCUUGGGGGUAGAAAGGAAGACAUGACCCUUAUUUUCAAGUAUCUGCAACACUAUCACAUAAAAGAAGGCUCCAUUUGAUUUAUUUGUUUGAAUCUGGAGGGAAAACUAAAAGUAAAGAUCUGAAAGUGCAAAGAGGCAGAUUUAGCUUUUUCCAUGGGAAGGGAGAACUUCUGAACAAUUGGGGCUCUCCAAAGGUGAAACGGUUUGUCUCCAGAAAGAAUGAGUUUUCCUCCUUCAUUCGAAAUCUUCAAGUGACAAAUGGAUGAGCCCUUGUUGGGAACGUUGCCUAGAGAUCCUAGAUCAGGACAAGAAGACCGAGGCGGCCAUCAAGAUCCAGGCCUGGUGGAGAGGCCUGCUGGUGCGGCGGACGCUGCUGCACGCGGCGCUGCGAGCCUGGAUCAUCCAGUGCUGGUGGCGCGCGGCGCUGGCCCGCGCCCUGGACAAGCGGCGCCGGACCAUGCUGCUGCUGUACUCGCGGCAGGAGGGCGCCGUGGUCAAGCUGCAGGCGCGGGCGCGCAUGUGGCGCAUCCGCCGCUGCUUCUGCCGGGCGCGGGCGGCCGCCUGCAUCAUCCAGGCGUACUGGCGCUGGUACGCCAGCCGGCACCGCAAGCUGCAGAGCAGCCACACGACGGCCGAGCACUUGGAGAUCGAUAUAAAGAUUCUGGUUUAGAAAUUCCGGGGCCCUGCGGACGGGGCUAGCGGGGGAGGGGCCCCGGAGAACUCUACCUCUUUCAAUAAAGAGUAUGGACUGGAUAGGCCCGGCUCGGCCCGGCCGCU
Molecule: messenger RNA, 1281 nt
Organism: Sarcophilus harrisii (Tasmanian devil)
Lineage: Eukaryota; Metazoa; Chordata; Mammalia; Dasyuromorphia; Dasyuridae
Product: IQ domain-containing protein F6
Exons: 2
Coding region: 767-1174 (135 amino acids)
Molecular function (GO): calmodulin binding
Source: RefSeq, a predicted model, not a curated record